AUGACGGUGGAAGGUGUCUCAAGGUUGUGCAUGUGGUCAAAGACCGUGUUUUCGUCAGAAAAUGUCGAGACUGGUGGUAUUUUUAUGAUGAUUAUGGGGUUCUAUGUAUCGGUAUCUGGAAGAGAUGUUCUUGUCGGGUUUCACCGUGGUUUGGAGAUGAAUGUAUUUUCUAUGGAGGAACAUCAACAAUUAGUAAAGAAUUUGACAGAUGAGCAAAAGUCAGUUUAUGAAAAAAUAAUAAGAGAUGUGAAUGAAGACAAAGGUGGGUUUUUCUUUUUAUAUGGUUUUGGAGGAACGGGCAAGACUAUUAUUUGGAGAACUCUAUCUUCUGCCAUAAGAUCUAGAGGAGAUAUUGUGUUAACUGUUGCAUCUAGCGGGAUUGCAUCUUUGUUGUUACCAGGUGGUCGAACUGCUCAUUCAAGAUUUGUGAUUCCUCUAAAUGUAACUGAAGAUUCAACUUGUAAUAUAAAGCAAGGUUUAAAGAUGCAUCCAAUUUACACCGACCAUUUGGAGGUAAAACAAUUGUUCUUGGUGGUGACUUCAGAAAUAUUACCUGUUAUUCCAAAAGGUAGUAGGCAAGAUAUUGUUAAUGCUUCUCUCAAUUCUUCUUAUUUGUGGCCUCACUGUCAACUGUUAGAGUUAACAAAGAAUAUGAGAUUACAAGGUAAUGAAAUAGGGACACAUGUAGAUGAGUUGAGAGUUUUUUCAAAUUGGAUCUUGGCAAUUAGCGAUGGUAUAGUUGGUACUUCUGUUGAUGGCAAUGAAAAAGUCCAAAUACCAGAUGAUCUUUUGAUAAAACAAUCGGUUGAUCCAACAUCUGCAAUUGUAGAAAGUACGUAUCCGAAUUUCAACAGUCGUUGCAAUGAUAUAGGAUACCUACAACAAAGAGCCAUUCUUACCCCAACUCUUGAUAUGGUGGAAUCAAUCAACGAAUAUAUGAUUUCCCUUAAUGAAAGUUCUGAGAAAUCAUAUUUGAGUUCCGAUACAAUCUGCAACUCUGACAGUACUUAUUCAGCACUAGAACAUGUACACACUCCUGAAUUCUUAAAUACAAUUAAAUGUUCUGGAGUUCCAAAUCAUGCUCUUACGCUAAAGGUUGGUAUUCCAGUAAUGUUAUUAAGAAAUAUUGAUCAGUCAACAGGAUUAUGUAAUGGAACUAGUAUAGUACCCGCGCGAUGCGCGAAAAAUACGAAGAAAAAAAUAUAA
Nicotiana attenuata is the source of this 1206-nucleotide messenger RNA. RefSeq lists its product as uncharacterized. The transcript is spliced from 5 exons. Gene Ontology annotation, biological process: DNA repair; telomere maintenance. Gene Ontology annotation, molecular function: DNA helicase activity. Bases 1 to 1206 code for a protein of 401 amino acids. The record is from RefSeq and is a predicted model, not a curated record. NCBI's taxonomy places the organism in Eukaryota, Viridiplantae, Streptophyta, Magnoliopsida, Solanales, Solanaceae.